Molecule: messenger RNA, 1035 nt
Organism: Somion occarium
Lineage: Eukaryota; Fungi; Basidiomycota; Agaricomycetes; Polyporales; Cerrenaceae
Source: the annotation of a GenBank genome assembly
GUGAGUCUCCCCGGCAGCAACGUCGCAACAUUUGUAUCUCUGGUGAAAUAAGUUGGAAUCUGUACAUAGUCUGACUCGACGGUCUAUCGUCUUACAACUCAGGUACGUCCAUCUCAGAGCCUCAGUUUCACUCCCCACUACGUCUCUCUUCACGACCUAAGAGAUUUGCUUGUGCCUGUUUGGGUUGCUUAUGUAAGCAACAUAAAAGCGUUUUCACAACGAUUCGCCUGAGUUUAUCUCCCCCUCACGCAAGCCAGAUCCCUCUACAGCAUCAGCCAUGUACUCUCCACAUCCACACACACUCAUCUUCACACUCCUCGCCCUCGCCCUCCUACACCCCAUUUCAUGCAGUGAGAACGGCAUGGACAUGUCAAUGGACGGCGCGAUGUCUCUCACCACAGGUCAAAUGCUCCCCUACCUGCACUUCACCCCCGGCGGCGACACCUUGUGGUUCUUGGGCUGGGUCCCGACGAGUGCUGGGGCGAUGGUAGGGACGUGUAUUGGGUUGUUCUUGUUGGGGAUUGUUGAGAGGUGGGUGGCGGCGUGUCGGGCUCUGAUGGAGAUUCAUUGGAAUAAGAGGGCUCAAAUCGUGCGCUCUGACCGUCUCAACGCCCGUGGCUUGCCUGUAGCUUCGGAGAAAGCCCAACCAGAUCUCGAUCUCAAGCACUCGUUAUCCUCCUUGACAGCCAAAGAGCUGAAGAAGGCCGUGACGAUGCGAGACGUCCCCCCGUUUAUCCUCGCUCAUGAUCUUAUGAGAGGGAUUUUGCACGUCGGGCAAGCGGGGUUGCAGUUUGCGUUCAUGUUGGCUGUCAUGACGUUCCAAGUCGGGUUCAUACUCUCGCUGGUCAUUGGGCUGGGCGUUGGAGAGAUGCUUUUUGGUCGGUAUGCAAGUCAUGCUGCUCACUUGGCAUGAUGCAUGAGAGAAGUAUCGUCAUGACUCGCAAAGAUCUUUUUGCAUUGUAAUAUAGUAUGGAAUUGGACAUUGGGCAGACGGGUGUACGAUUAUGCAUGCAGUUGGUUUUCGGAGUGUUCUCA